UGUCAGUCACGUCCGGUCACGUCCGUCACGUCAUUCUGCAAUGUUUGUGUUUAUGGGAAUUCGUUUAUUGUUUAAAAUGGCGUCUACUGGCUUUCGGGUCCGAAGGGACUAUUAUUUGGAACAAUUUUCCAUUCGUAACUAAAUUUAGCGUUUAUUUGCACACAGGAUGGACAAACUGAAGCUUGGGCCUGAUACUGAGAGGCAUUCCUCAUACAGCAUCAUUAGAGGGCCAGAGACUUCUGAACUGUUCACAUUCACUGAAGUUAAGCCUGGAUUGGCUGUGAUCAAGUUGGAGCCCAAUGGAGGGAUUGAUCUGGAUCCUGAUGGUGUCAUAGACCCAGAAGCUGACAAUGAGCUAGAUCCACUGGCCUUAAACACUGAAAGAGAUGGCUCUGUUGUUGACCAAGAUGACCUGCCAUGCCCUCUUGCUUUCCUGGCAGUGGAAGGCAAAGCUGAGGAUGGUACAUGGGAUGCUGCAGCAGCAACAGUGAAAGUAGAGUUGGAUGGCGAGACACAUUGUGAACAAUAUGGAGUUCAUCUCGAGGAGCUGAAUGGUGUUGGUAAAGAAGCUUGGAAGGCAUAUAUGCGAAUUCACACAAGAAGAAGGAGAUGUAAAUCCAGCAAAGUGGGACAAACCAGAAAAUACCAGCAGACCAAAACGGAGGAAGAACUAGAGAAGGAAAGAGAACGCAAUAGAUUGUACAUGAGAAGGCUUCGAGCCUCUCAGUCAUUAGAAGAAGUUGAAAGACGGCGAGAGAAAGGUAGAAUGUACAAGAGGUUAUCUGUGUUGCGCCGGACACCAGAAGAAGCUGCAAGGCAGAGAGAGCAGAAUAGACUAUAUAUGCAAAGACUUCGAGCAUCUCAAGCACCAGAAGAGGUUGAAAGACGACGAGAAAAGGGCAGGAUAUACAAGAGGUUAUCUUUAUUGAAUCAGACUCCAGAAAAAGCUGCAAGACAGAGAGAACAGAAUAAACUAUAUAUGCGAAGGCUUCGAGCAUCACACACACCUGAAGAAGUUGAAAGGCGGAAAGAAAGGAACAGGAUGUAUAAGCGGUUGUCCAUGCUACGAAGAACUCCUGAAGAAACAGCAAAGCAAAAGGAACAGAAUAGACUGUACAUGAGGCAGCUGCGUGCUAAUAAAGUGAAUGAGAAAACAGAAAAGAGCAGAACCCAGAGGCUGUCAUUAUCACAUUUGAACUCUGAAGUGGAAGAAAAUAGAUUCAGUGUGGGGCUUCUUGAAACAUCACAAACAGCUGAGAUACCUGAACAGGGCAAAUGCAUAAGAACUUUGGAACACCAAAAGCAAAGGUCAGGUUCUUCUGACACUAAAAUGAAUAAGGCACCACAACAAGAAAUUGUAUCCCCUGUGAUAGAAAUGAAUAAAUUAUUCAAGAUGAAGGGCACUGACAUGGAUGGAUAUCAUGCAUUUAAUAUUUGCCAUUUAAGACAGACAUCAGCCAUGGAGGAAGUCAAAAGAGAAUUUGACAGACAGAUGUGGCAGUGUAGUGGAUUCUGGGACUAUCUUGCUUUGUUGAAUAAAACACAACCAGACCAAAGUAAGUUACAUACAGCAGCACUUGAAACCUGUGAAGAUGAAUGCAGGAAGACAGAGAGAAGGAAUUAGGGAGACAAAGCUCAUUUGAAGAAGUUGAUAGUAGGGAAUGAAGGGGAAAUAACAGCUAGUGUUAAGAUUGAUAUCUAUCUAUAUGCUGUAUAUACUUGUAUGUGUGCUUAGAAAUAUUAUGGUCUGAGAUCCAUAAAUUCAUUAAUUCUAUUUAGAAUAAGGAAGAAUUGCUUGAUCAGUGGAAGAAGUCUGUUAUUGUACAAAUUUACAAGAAGGGUGAUAAAGCUGACUAAUAAUAAUUGUGGGAUAUCAUCACUGUUAUCAGCUCCAUACAAAAUUUUAUCCACAAUCAUCUCAAGGCUAAGUCUAUAUGUACACAGAAUUAUGAGGGUUCAUUAUUGUGGGUUUCAACAUAACAGAUCAUCUACUGAUCAGAUAUUUGCAUUUAUCAGAUACUGGAGAAACAAUGGGAGUACAGUGAGAUAGUACAUCAGCUAGUCAUGGGCUUCAAGAGCCUAUAAAUCAAUUAAGAAGAAAGUGUUGUACAGUAUUCUCAUAGAGUUUUGGGUACUCAUGAAACUAAUAGGUUGAUCACAAAGUAUUUAAAUGGAACCUAUAGUAAAGGUAAACAUUUGUCUUAUACAUUUCCUAUCCAUAAUGGUCUAAAACACGGAGAUACUUUAUUGCCAUUUCUUUUCAAUUUUCCUUUAGAAUAUGCCAUUAGGAAGGUGCAGAAAAACAGGUGGGACUGAAAUUAAAUGGGGCACAUCAGCUGCUGGUCUAUGCUGAUGAUGUUAAUCUAUUGGGAGGUAUCGUAGAUGCCAUGAAGAAAAACAUUAAUUGAAGCUACUAAUGAGGUUGGUCUAGAAGUAAACGUAGAGAAAUCUAAGUAUAUGUUGUUCUCUUAUUACCAGAAUGUGGGACAAACCCAAGACUUAAUGAUAGAUAACAGUUCCUUUGAAAAUAUUGCGACAGUAACAAUUCAGAAUUUGAUUCAGGAGGAAAUUAAGAGGGGACUCAAUUCGGUUAAUGCUUGCUUCCAUUAAGU
Molecule: messenger RNA, 2612 nt
Organism: Cryptotermes secundus
Lineage: Eukaryota; Metazoa; Arthropoda; Insecta; Blattodea; Kalotermitidae
Product: RNA-binding protein 25
Exons: 5
Coding region: 167-1624 (485 amino acids)
Source: RefSeq, a predicted model, not a curated record